AUGGAAGGGGACCGCGCGGGAGGACCCGAGGCCGCGGAUCUGCGCCGCGACAUGGCGGCGGCGCGGGCGGCCUGCGAGCGGCGGAUCGCGCAUGGCCGCGAGCGCACCGCGGCGGCCGCCUCCGCCUUCCGCGGCGCCAUCCUCUCCGCCCGCUCGCUCGCCGAGCACAGCGUCGCGCACCGAGAAAAGCUCAACGCUCUCAAGGGCCAGCUCAGGGGACUGGAGGCAGGUCUGGCAGAAGCUCUGUCCACCCAGCUGAAGAAAGAAUCAGAAUGUAAGCUCACCAGCGAGUCGAUCUCGAACGCCACUGCAACGAACGAGCAGCUCAGGGGCCUGCUCUUGGAUCAGAGGGCUAGGAGAGAUGAGUUUGCGAACGUCAUAUCACAUCAGCUCCAAGCUAUCGAAGCUCUUGAAGCUAAUGUUGAUGUGAUGGGGAAAAAGAACCUGGACGAAGCUAUUAUGUGGUACAAUAAAUUUCUUGGUUUUCGAGUUGUUGCAGGGGAAGGGGUUAAAUUUGUCUUCAGCAAAGUUGACAUGCAAAGUCCUGACGAUGAGUAUUCGUUUUGCAUAAAAGUCAAUAAAGACGAGUACAGCUUAAUUCAAUGUACUCCAUUACUGAAAGACACUGAAGAAUUGGUGAAGGAUUUGAACUGCACUAAUGAUCUCUUCAAGUUCGUUAGAAUCAUGAGAGCAAGAUUCCAAGCGGCUGCAAUCAAAGGGGUUCAUCCUGCAACUUCAUUGUGCACAAACACAUCGUCCACACCAAUUUCAUCCCCACCGGCUGCGUCAGUUGACACCACAAGCGAAGGCACCACCAAUCAAAGUCAUUCCCGAAGCCGGUCAAAGAAUCAAGAUCCGCGUGCAAAGAGAGGUGCCCCUCCCCGAUCAACAGCAUCUCCCCUUACAUCGGGAUCUGUCACCCGCCGCUCCCCACGCUUUGCUGCCGCUGAUGCAGGGAAUAGGCAUUAA
Triticum turgidum subsp. durum (durum wheat) is the source of this 969-nucleotide messenger RNA. Lineage: Eukaryota; Viridiplantae; Streptophyta; Magnoliopsida; Poales; Poaceae. The record is from the annotation of a GenBank genome assembly.